GCAUGAAAUUCAUUCUCUCUGUGUAGUAAACUUCUCUUAAGAUCUUCUUCAUAAAAGGAAGAAAAGAGUGGAAGAAAGCCGAUCAAUUUGCGUCGCUUUCCGAACUAGCUGUUCCGUCCUUCAAUCGAUAAAAUGCGCGUCUACGACCAAAACGCCGUUCGCAAGCAAAUGCCUGCAGCGGCUCGUGUAGUAUAUCCGGAAAAGAGCACGGUGCACAUGGUGCCAACUAUGUCCCCCCGUAAGGCCCAGCGUCUCGUGGACAGCGUGAAGCGGAAAGUAUCCGUAGAGAACCAAGCUCAGGCUUCCGUCCAAGUACUUCCCGUCAAGGAAAGUGGCGAAUCGCCAAAUGAAGAAAGACAAGAAUCUCGGAACGAUGAUUGUGACAGAUCAGAUUGUAAUAAUAAAACUAGUAGCAGCGGAACUAGCGGUGGCAAGCGCCCACAGGAAAAUUUGGCUUCGCCCCGAUCCCCUCAAGAGUCCAUCAAGGUCGUGUCGUUGCAGGAUCGUCGCAAACGUGCGAUGGCACGUGUGCGAUGCCAUGCUAUCAACACUGGAUCCCAAAAAACGAGUUUGAGUACGGCAUGUAUUACGAAUGAGAGAGAUCAACCAGCCGAACCUGAAGCUUUUGUGGAUAUUCCGAAAGACUUGGGGAUGUACACUGAGCCAGGUUCUAAGAAUAAAAAGUGGCCUGACGACGGAAAAUUUCGUUCCACCAUCCAUCUGGCCACGUCUCCCUCUCGACAAAGAGCGCUUACCGAAAAGCGUGCUCGUCUCGCAAAGGCCGCCAAAAAGCAGCAGGAAAGGCUUGCUGAGGGUGCUGGCCCGGCCAAGGAACAUCAGAAAAGUCCACCUCCUCCCGCGGAGAUUUCUCGAGACCAAUGGGCUCCGACAAAUAUGCAGACAGGGCAUCAGCUUCCAUUGGGGAAUCUUACUCCUAGCAGCAUACAUAAACGUACCUGGAAGCCUCAGCAAAGUUCUCCGCAAUCGCAUCGAAGCCCAACAACUACACUAACGCCAUCUUCGUGCCACCAAAUUGCGAAACGAUGGACAAUCCAAAGCAGGAGUACGUCUCCGAGGUCAACUCCAUCCGUCGGCACGAACAAAACACUUUCGCCGCAAACACGGCCUCAUCAGUCCCCCAAUUUGUCUGAAUCUUGUCGUGCCCCGGUGCUACCUGCCAAAACCGCGCAUGACGACCAUAAUUGCGGCGCCAGUUCUUUUCGUCCAUCACCCACGAAAACUAGACCAGACAACAGGUAUGAAGUGGUAUCACCAAUCCUCGAGACGGCUGAUACAUGUCAGAUUUUCUCACGACCUAUAGUGCCUCAAGACGAGCAUAAGCGAUUUGCCUCCAUAUCGGAUACAGUGGAACGUGUCGUGUCAACGGUUCCCUUGAAGCGCUGGGCACCGACACCCAAAAUUGACAGUAGAAAUCUCUACUUCAUGUCGUCUUCAUCGUCGCCCGCUACGUCGUCACAGCAAUGGAUGAAACUAAAGGAGAAAAAUACAGAUGGUCUGAUGGCUUCAUCGGAAGUUAGUUCCGCAACCAGCAAGCCAGACAGGACCUCGUCGCCAAAGACAUCGAAAGCUGCUUCCACAGAGGGUUCGAACGAAGCAUCUCACGAACCGGACAUAUCGCCUUUUCAUCACGAUCAAAAGACAUUUUAUAGUCCGCCAAUGCCAAUUCGAACAUCAGAUAGGUAUCUUGCAGAAUCCUCAAAGGUAAAGAGGUCGUACAUCAACAACACUACAGGCGAACCGGCUCGCGCCAAAGCACAAUUUUUUCGCCGAGAUGAAAUAAAAGACAUGCUCAGUCCUCCGGCACAUUCCACAUGCUUGACUCGCAAACCCUCAAGUCAAGCCGAAUUGACUGGAAAGCACGACAGUAGAUCGGACUCCAUUGAUCAAAGCAUAACGGACACAACGCAAACUCCAAUUUCUGGCCUAAACAUUGAAAGACCUGACAAAGUUUCAGUGUCGAGUAUGAAAGCUCGAUUCAGCUCUACACACAGCAGUCACAAAACAAAAUCCGGCAAAGUAUGUAAGACAAAAAUGGAAGAUGAAGUCAAAGUUUUUGAAAAAUCACCUACUUCGCCGUCGAUCAAGCCAGUUCAAGUGCGACGUGUCCGUGAAACGUCUGUAAAGGUCAAUGUCGCGAGUAUGGCGGAACGAUUUGCCAUUGCUAGCAUUACAAGACAAAGCCAAAGCCCUACACCAAAUUCUAAGGCACGAAUAGGUUUAAAGGCAGAGAGUUUCGUCUCCGUGAAAGCACGUUUACCGGAGUCCAAACCUCGUGCUCCUGCGAGUCCGAAGCCUGCUCCCUCUCCUUUAACAAUUGUUUCAAAUACCAGUCUGUGUUUGACUGGUCCUUCAAAUGGCCGUGACAGUACAUCGCCAAUCGAAAAAAGCAAAGAGCGGGAGAAACGUCCAGAAAAGGCGUCGUCUGAAGGGGAGACCGGUUUCCGGCAGUACUUACAACGGUUGGCUUCAAAGAAAUCUCCCAGCUUCUCGCAAAUGGCGAGCCCGGCGCCCAACGCCCCUAGAUCUCCGUCCCAAAUCGAACGCUUCAGACAGAAGGGAUUUUUUGGCUCUCCUUGUGUUCGGCAUUCCACAGCCUGUGAAGUGACGGGAGGAGGAGAAGGGAAAGCUUUCGAGUCCGCUAAAACCACAUGCUGAGAGUGGUCUCCUCUUCACCACGGUCACAAUGCAAGAAAAGAUC
Phaeodactylum tricornutum CCAP 1055/1 is the source of this 2719-nucleotide messenger RNA. RefSeq lists its product with no specific name. The record is from RefSeq and is a predicted model, not a curated record. NCBI's taxonomy places the organism in Eukaryota, Bacillariophyta, Bacillariophyceae, Surirellales, Neidiaceae. The coding region runs from base 133 to 2676 and encodes 847 amino acids. The transcript has a single exon.